UGAACCUUUGGCCCAGCAGUGUAGGGAUAAUGUGGAGCUAAACCUGCAAAAUGAUUUUGUACCAGCACUCGGGAAAGUUUUUGGCUUUAACUGUCUUCCUGACAUUUAGAUAUCGCCCCCAGUUGCUCUUUUGUUCCUGUUAUCCUAUUAAGAAAAUAAUCUACCAACAGAUGUUACAAAAUGCUUACGGUUGCAUAUUAAGGGUGGGGAAGAGAGGAACAGUGAGGAAUGGAAAGUAAAUUAUUAAGAAAAGAGGAAGGAUAGAAGUCAGUGUAGUUUAUUUGUGAGGGGAUUUGAUCAGAUCGUGAUGUUACGAAUCAGUCUCCUGUUCAUCCUGCUCUCACACUCUGCCCACUCCACACUGCUGGGAUGGGUGGAGUCUCCAGGGUAUCCCAAAGGAUACCUUCCCCAUGCCAGUCUGAACUGGAGCAGGUGUGCCCCAAAAGGUCACACCCUCUCGAUCAGGCUGAUCCACCUGGACCUGGAGGACAGCCAGGACUGUGAAAACGAUGCCGUGAAGGUCUUUUCAAACGGAAACCUUAUUUCUGUUCUGUGUGGCACAAAGGAGUUUGAGGAGCUUCAGUCCUCUGUAAAUCCUUCCCUCCUCUCCUCCCCAGGCGGUUGUCUCUCUCUUUCUUUCCAGUCAGACUACUCAAACACAAAGAGGCACACCGGCUUCAGAGGCUUUUAUUCUGACAAAGACUUUGAUGAAUGCGAGGAUGAUCCUGAAAACGGCUGCACGCAAUUCUGUCACAACUUCAUUGGCGGGUAUCACUGCUCCUGUCACCAUGGUUACCACUUGGACGCAGACAAGCACACUUGCACAGUGAGCUGUUCUGAGGAUCUGUCAGGCCUGAACAGUGGAGACGUAUCAAGCCCCUCCUGGCCAGCUCCGUAUGCAGAGAACUCAAACUGUCUGUAUAACCUGUCUGUGAGAGAGCAUCUGCAGCUUGAGCUGCACUUCUCUGAUGAUUUUGAUGUGGAGCAAAGCCCUGAUGGUCAAUGCAUAGACACGGUGAUGCUUGAGUCUCCCUCUGGGACUCUGGGGCCAUUCUGUGGCAAAACACCUCCCCCAUCUCCCCUCUUCACUCACUCACAUCAUGUCCAAAUCCGCUUCACCUCUGAUGGGUUUGGCACCAACAAAGGCUUCUCUGUCCACUUCAAAACCACAGAUAAGGUCUGCCCAGCAGAGGUAACACCACACUCCGCUGCGUCUCCUCAACAACAAGAGUAUUCUCAGGGUCAGACAGUUACGGCCACUUGUGAACUGGGCUAUGUUGUCAACACUCACGGAACCAAGACUCUGUCAAUGCAGUUUGAAACAACAUGUCAGAACACAGGCAUAUGGACUCCCAGUUACAUCUGUGAACCUGUGGAUUGUGGUCUUCCUGGCAUCCAGAAGGAUGGUGUCCUUGAGUUUGUGGGCUCAGAAACGCAGUACAACAACCAGAUCCAGUUUAACUGCAGCUCAAAGUAUUACAAACUGGACGGAGACGACACAUACACUUGUAAUUACAACGGUGAAUGGGUAUCGAGUGGGGGCAAAACAGAGUUGCCAAAAUGUGUUGAAGUGUGUGGGAUGCCUGAUAAACAUACUGCAAGUGCAGGCAGGAUCUUGGGAGGUCAGGAUGCAAACCUGGGAGAAAUACCCUGGCAUCUUUUAGUAAAAGAACCCAACAGAGGAGGAGCGUCACUGAUUAAUGACCGCUGGGCUGUGACUGCGGCUCAUGUUGUGGAAAACGUGCAGGAGAAUGCUCUGAGAAUAUAUGGUGGAGUGGUGAAUAGAGACGCAUUGUUAGACAGGUCUUCUAAUGCAGCUGAACUGAACAUUGAGAAGAUCAUACUCCAUCCCGGAUAUGUCACAGGCAUCGAAGAUCGCACCAACUUUGACAAUGACAUUGCUCUUAUCAGAUUUGCUUCACGGGUGGAAUUCAGCCCAAACCUCCUUCCUGUAUGUCUCCCACAGACAAACAGAGAUCUGAUGGAGAAUGAACAAGGCACAGUGUCCGGCUGGGGGAGGACAGAAGGCCAGAGGGGGUUCCGUACAUCCAGCACAUUAAAAUAUGCUGAUAUUGGGGUCUACUCGCUCAGAGAAUGCCAGGACACACCUAUCACACCAAGCAACAAAAACACAGUGUUCACUUCUAACAUGUUCUGUGCUGGUGCCUCAGGGAAGGACAGCUGCCAGAAAGACAGCGGGGGCCCGCUCGUUAUGCCUGUGCUGAGUGCAGAGGGGCCGCAUUAUCUGGCUGGUAUUGUGUCCUGGGGACCCCCCUGUCAGCUGAAGAGGUUCAAGGGUUACUACACCAAGGUGAAGAAUUAUGUCGACUGGAUUAGGGAGACUAUGGAUGCUGUAGAAAAUCUUAGCCUGAGGGGAGAUUAAGGUAGAAAAUACUGAGCUACAAACCCAAAAUGAUGUAAUACAUUUCAAGAUUUAUUCACAUCUCUAUAUUCAGAAAAAUAAAGAUUAUAAUAUUUUAAUCAAAUGUACUGACACUCAUAACAUUGAGCUCUGAUCAUAAAAUGGCUUCAUACUUUACUUUGUAUUAAAGGAAUUUGCAAAUCACCA
Molecule: messenger RNA, 2569 nt
Organism: Notolabrus celidotus (New Zealand spotty)
Lineage: Eukaryota; Metazoa; Chordata; Actinopteri; Labriformes; Labridae
Product: complement C1s subcomponent-like
Exons: 11
Coding region: 308-2383 (691 amino acids)
Biological process (GO): proteolysis; complement activation
Cellular component (GO): extracellular region
Molecular function (GO): serine-type endopeptidase activity; calcium ion binding
Source: RefSeq, a predicted model, not a curated record